CGCAGGAUGGCGGAGCCGCCGGCCGCGCCCGGGUCGGAGGGCGAGGAGGGCCCGGUCCGCUUCGCCCGAAAGGGGGCCCUGAGGCAGAAGAACGUGCACGAGGUGAAGAACCACAAGUUCACGGCCCGGUUCUUCAAGCAGCCCACCUUCUGCAGCCACUGCACCGACUUCAUCUGGGGGUUUGGGAAGCAAGGAUUCCAGUGUCAAGUUUGCUGCUUCGUUGUACACAAGCGGUGCCAUGAAUUUGUUACUUUCUCCUGCCCGGGUGCUGAUAAAGGUCCUGCUUCUGAUGAUCCAAGGAGUAAGCACAAAUUUAAAAUCCACACGUAUUCCAGUCCCACCUUCUGUGACCACUGUGGCUCAUUACUCUAUGGACUCAUUCACCAAGGGAUGAAAUGUGACACCUGUAUGAUGAAUGUCCACAAACGCUGUGUGAUGAACGUCCCGAGCCUAUGUGGAACGGACCACACUGAGCGCAGGGGACGGAUAUACAUCAAGGCGGAUAUAGAAAAAGAAGUUCUCACCGUUGUAGUAAGAGAUGCCAGAAACUUAGUUCCUAUGGACCCUAAUGGCUUGUCAGACCCUUAUGUGAAACUUAAGCUAAUCCCUGACCCAAAAAGUGAAAGCAAACAGAAGACCAAAACUAUAAAGUGCUCUCUGAAUCCUGAGUGGAAUGAGACUUUUAAAUUUCAGCUGAAAGAGUCGGACAAAGACAGACGGUUGUCAGUGGAGAUUUGGGACUGGGAUCUGACCAGCAGAAAUGAUUUCAUGGGGUCUUUGUCGUUUGGGAUUUCUGAGCUGCAGAAAGCAGGCGUUGAUGGAUGGUUUAAACUGCUGAGCCAGGAGGAGGGGGAAUACUUCAACGUCCCAGUUCCCCCCGAGGGAGAAGAAGGAAACGAGGAACUCAGGCAGAAGUUUGAGAGAGCCAGGAUUGGUCCAGGCGCCAAGGCAGCCGAGGAGAGGAUGACACAUGCGAUUUCCAAAUUUGACAACAAUGGAAACAGAGAUCGGAUGAAACUGUCAGAUUUUAAUUUCCUCAUGGUGCUGGGGAAAGGAAGCUUUGGAAAGGUCAUGCUCUCGGAAAGAAAAGGCACCGAUGAGCUCUAUGCAGUAAAGAUCCUGAAGAAGGAUGUCGUUAUUCAGGACGACGACGUGGAGUGCACGAUGGUUGAGAAGCGAGUCCUGGCUCUGGCUGGGAAGCCUCCGUUCCUAACACAGCUUCACUCCUGCUUUCAAACAAUGGAUCGCUUAUAUUUUGUGAUGGAAUACGUGAAUGGCGGGGACUUAAUGUAUCAGAUUCAACAGGUUGGCAGGUUUAAAGAGCCCCAUGCUGUAUUCUAUGCAGCAGAAAUUGCUAUUGGCCUAUUCUUCCUACAAAGCAAAGGCAUCAUUUAUCGAGACCUAAAGCUAGACAACGUGAUGCUGGAUAACGAGGGGCACAUAAAGAUUGCGGACUUCGGCAUGUGUAAGGAGAACAUCUGGGACGGAGCAACUACCAAGACCUUUUGCGGCACUCCUGACUACAUUGCACCCGAGAUAAUUGCUUAUCAGCCCUAUGGGAAGUCGGUGGAUUGGUGGGCAUUUGGAGUUCUGCUCUAUGAAAUGUUAGCUGGCCAGGCGCCCUUUGAAGGGGAAGAUGAAGAUGAACUUUUCCAGUCCAUUAUGGAGCACAACGUAGCCUAUCCCAAAUCCAUGUCCAAGGAGGCUGUGGCAAUCUGCAAAGGGCUAAUGACCAAGCACCCUGGCAAACGCCUGGGAUGUGGCCCUGAAGGGGAGCGGGACAUCAAGGAACAUGCCUUCUUCCGAUAUAUCGAUUGGGAGAAACUCGAGCGCAAAGAGGUUCAACCUCCGUUCAAGCCAAAGGCUAAAGACAAACGAGACACGUCCAACUUCGACAAAGAGUUCACCAGGCAGCCUGUGGAACUCACACCUACUGACAAACUCUUCAUCAUGAACCUGGAUCAGACCGAGUUUGCUGGAUUCUCCUAUACUAAUCCAGAAUUUGUCAUUAAUGUUUAGACAAGAUGCAAAUGCCACCUCCUGUGCUUGCAGUCCAAACCUUCAGAUCGCCAUGUAAAUAUCAACACUAGUCUUCCGGGAUUAACGGUGCAUACAUGUAUACAUACGCUCAUUUGAAAUGUGGAGAUAACUUUAUUUUAGGAGGCCUUUAUAUGUAUGUAUCACUUGCUAGCGUGGUUCCUACAUCUGGAAAUAUUUAGUUUGUGAGGUAACAGCCAGAGGUAAUACUUCUAGACACUACCAAUAAUGGUAACCAAUAGAAUUUUUAAACAGAUCUGAAUAUUGUCUCUAAAUACAAAAUUGCUACAGUCUUUGUAAUUUUUAAAAUCAGAUACUGAGAUUCUGGUAAACUUUUAAUUAUUCAAAAAUUGUUUCCUUGGAAUGCUAAGCGUGGUUGUUGUUUUAAACUGUUGUACUGCAGCUUGCAAUGACUGUGAAGUUGUCUUAGAAGCGCCUUUUGUUCAAGAAUUGAAAGUUGAAUUUGAUCAGUGUGAAGAAGUCUGCGUAUAGACACAUUUAUAUUUUUAAUGCAUUGUAUAUACAGUCACACUGGCUCAGUGAAGCUGGCUUCCUCGUUAGCCUCCUGUAAACGUGUGCAUUUCAAUACAAUAAUCAUUUUGUUCCUAUUACUCAGGCCUCACACUACCAAAUGAAUUUCAUUCUAGUUCUAGGAAAUCAGAACACGUGUUUUUCCUAAGUAAAAGGUGGGAUUUUUUUUAAACAUCUGCAACAGUUUGCAGUUUUGAUAUACUAUGACAACACUCUUAUAAAUCUUUCUCUUGUUUUUUUCACAGACACUGUUGAAAGUUAACAGCUCUGUAAAGGAUAUUAAUAUUCUACCAAAACACACACAUUUGCAAGCUCGGUUUACAGUUUAGCAACUGAAAAUAUGCCCAUUAGGAGAGGGCACUAUUGAGGGCUAUUUCUAAAGGUAACUUUUUUAUAGUGUACACCCUUUGCUAUUAUCUAGAUGCACAAUGUAAUUAAUUUUCCACAUGCCCCGGUUUACAUAGUUUUACUCCAAAUUUCUGUUUUCAAGGUUUUAUUUAGUAACCCAGGACCAGAUGUAUCAUUUUAGAAAUUCUAAAUUUUACAAAAAUAUUCCAGCUGAUAUUUUUAAUAAAUAAUUUCAAGAUGCAUGUAGCAACAUGCCAUAUGGAAGAGCAAAGCCAGUCAAGGUCAACUGCUAGUCCUUCAGCUGGCUAGCUAUUCUUACUCUUUCUUUAGGCACAAAUACAAGAAUUAAGUGUGUACAUUUGGAAACACUGAUUGUUAGUCUUGUCUCAUUGUAUGCAAGUUGGUUUGGUUUCCAAUAAUUUUUUUGUUUUUAAACAGUACCAAUUUGAAUAAAUGUGUAUUUACAUUAAUGAAUAUAGUGAAAAAUAGAGGCAGGAAUCUUAUGAGUUAUAUGGAAUCCUAUAGAGAAAAUAGUGGUUUGUAGGUCUUUUAUAAACCUCAAACUUUGCCUUUUGAAUGUUUUUUUUAAAAGGAUUUAAGGGAAAAAAGCUGCUAAAUACAAGGAACAACUGUUUUUAGCUCAUCCAUGGGCCAUGAAAAGUGUCCAAACAACCCUAGAUUACUCUGUUCCAUUCCUGAAUUUAAUGGAGGCCAGACAUGCUGCUUCUUUGGAGCACGGUGUAUUCUUGGUCUCCUUGAGCAUGCAAUGAUCUGUAUUUGAGGAGGCAAAAUUAAAAAAAAAAUAAAUUAAAACUGCAAAUUGUGCCAGAUCAGUUAGGAGGUACAUGGGGAACUUUGCAUAAUGCCACGACCAGGGAAGAUUUGGUUUGAAUUUAUUAUGAAAGUUCUCAUAACUGCGGCAUAUAUUGCAGAAGAUGCCUUAGUUUCUUCUGCAGAUCACAGCUGACUUGUGUUACUGUAACUGUCAAAUAUAUUGCUACAAAGUUAGUAUUACUUAAAUGGUGAAUGUUUUUUUUAAUUUGUCUCUCUUGUAUUUUAAAAUUUUAAUACCCUGCCACAUCCUGUUUGAUCGUGGAAUAUUGUGAUUUACUUUAUGGCAAGGAAGGUACCGUGGUAACUUUACCAUAUGCAAUUUUUUUACCUGCAGUCUAGAGAAGAGGCUUUUGUUUUAGACAUUUCGGGAUGUUUGAGUGACAAUUCUGCAUGGAGUGAGAUCUGCUUAAAAGCUAAAGAACACAGUCACCUUCUACCACAAGAACUUCCUACAGCUCCCAUCCUACAAACAGUUGCACAUGCGCUUAACUGUGCUCAUGGGAGUAGUCUGGGUUGCGCACCCGGGUAAAGCUAAGCACAUGUAUCAGUAACUGCAAGACCAGCACCUAAGCUCCCAGUCCUUGACCCCCCUUAGGCAAGGCCUGAUCCAGAGUCCAGUGAAGUCCAUGCAUAAAGCCUCAUCCGCUUCGCGGUCUGCCGGACCAGGCCUUUGAGUUUGUUUAUCCAGGCGCUGCCUGUCCUGCCACUGCCCAAAGAUUUUUUUCAAGGUUUGUUUUCAGACUGUUUUAUGGACACGUGUGAAAUGGAAAAAUCUGCCCAGCAGCUGACAUGCAGAUUUGUAAGGACGCUGCCAUGGAAGGACAAAGUGACAAGCCUUGACAUGGUUGACUCUGCUUGCUGCAGUUUGCUGACUGGAAAAAGAACCAGCACUUUGGGAGGAUCUUAACCACUGAGAGACUUCAGACAAGCCCUGCCAGCACUCAUGUGUGCUGCGGUCUGAAUAACACUGUGUAAAAAUGACAGCGGGACAGGUGGCCCCCUUGGAAUGCACGUUGGCAUGGCUCCGUCAGAGACCAAGAGUGCAGGCUGGAGGGAGGCAUGGAAAGAGAAGAGUCUAGAAAUAUGAUGGCAAGGAUGCUCAAAGGGGUGUCCCGUGAGCCUGAGACUAAAAGAGGAGGACUCCACACUGGAAAGCAGGGAGAUCCUGACAGGUCACUCAACCAGAGGAAUAAUUCUCCAGGGGAAUUUACUAUGGUGAAGGAAGAUCCCCUUCCACCUCUGUAAGUGUCUACAUGACUAACAGCAGCACACCUGGGCCACUGCCGCCUUUCUAGUGUAAAUGUCAGAGGGUUAGAUUUCAUAUGUAGAACAGUCUAGCAGAGGCAGGGCUGAAUUAAGAGUCAUAGUGAUGAUCAGAGCCUGAUGCUGGUCUCUCACUGGAUUUACACUGGUGAUUUCAUUGGUGCCACCCCUGAUUUACCCCAGGGUAAUUUACCUCCUGUGGCUCUCCAGGAGGCAGCCUGGUGAUGUCAGGAUGGGGUGCACUGCCCUCUUUAGAGAGAGUGCUGUGUAAUCGCUGCUUCUGGACGGGGAGCAGGAAGUGCUCCGAGAGAGAAGUGUCUAAAGCUGGCAGCCAGGCUGAGCAGACUGUUGGGUGAGCUGCUCCUGUGUUCAAAGGCUGAUGUCUUUCUGAACCCCAAGAUUACUGUAAAGGAGGUGAGCCCUCACUCCUCUGCCUGUGCAUGGAAUCUGGACCUUUGAACAUCACAGGCACGGGGCGUCCAGGGAACUCAGGUGGUUUCGCUAUUUUCUGUUUGCCCCUUAUGUUGGUCUAUGGCCCAUUGGUCAGCGUCUGUGUAAAUCAGGCCCCUAAGAGGCAUUACCCAGAACUGUCCCAAAAUGGAGCCUUGAGCAGGUCAUGCAUUCAGCACUGUGUUUAGCUGGUGUCUCCCUGUGGUUGUUGGGUAGUUGUAUGCAAAGUAGAACAUAUGCAGAUUGAGCUCAGGUACAGCAGCUGUUGAGGCAGGGCUGCUUUGCUUUUUCAAGCUUCAUUUCCCAACGUUCAUAUUUACAUCAGAGCAAAGAUUUCACCAGCCCUGAUGCUAUUUAGUUUGUUUUUAGAAAAACAGCGGAGAAGUAAAACCGCCUCUCUCUGCUUUUUAAAAUCUGGCUCGUUUAAACUGCCGCUGCAGUGGGUUUGGUUCCAAGAGGCCAAGGUUCUGAGUCUCUCACUCGGGGAGAAAUCGGGAUGUUCAGGGUUUAAUUCGCUUUGAUUUGUAAGUGUAGAAUCUAAACUGGACUCGAGAGCAUUGCUCUAAUUGGUGUCAUGUUGGAUUGAUGCUGAUAGUGGGCAUGUCAGUGAGCGUGUUUCAAGCAUGCCUGUGUUUUGCUGCAGGAGUUUCCAGUGUUGUGCGUAUGCUGCUGAUGUGCCGGGCAGUUAGCGCUAGCCAUAAACAUGCUGCUUCCCCCUCUGCUAUUUGUGCCAAUGUUUGUUUGGUUUUGUUUUAAUGUGCCUGGCUUAGGCACAGGGACAAUCUGUUUUAAAAAGACAAAAAAGGACCUGGCACCAAAAUCCAGGUUAAGACCCUCCCAUCCCACCAAACUUUUCCCUCUGGGCUUAGUCUGUCCCCAUGAGAUACAAGUGUAUGGCCAGGACCCACCAUGAUCUCAAGUCAGGUGUAGGAGCGUUUUACAUCAGGAUUCUCAUUUCCUCUCUCUGAUCACCCCCGCCCCAGCACAUGGCCUCACAACUAACGUACAGCCCUGGGGGCAGACUGAGAUUCCCCAGCUCCCUGCCAUAUGCAAAGCUUCUCUGAUAGGAGAAUGGUCCAGAGGUUACCCCUGGUGCUCACUGGAGAGACCAGGGUUCAGGUCCAUGCUCCACCACAGAUUGCAACCAGGUGUGGAUUUUUACAAAGUGAUUUGUGUCACCAGACACCGGACAUGAUUCUCCCUUGCACAUGCCUUUUGCAUCAUCAUUUACACCUGUGCAAUUUAGAUGUGAAUACUGCUGGCUCAGAAAUGGUGCUUACCCACAGCACACAGGUGUAAACGUAUACGUACAGCGCCAUGCGGAGGAGAACUGAGCACUGUGUGAGGGACUUAAUCUGCCACCUAAACCAAGUCCCUUCCACUUCCUUAGUUUCAGAGCUCAGCCUUGUCUGCACACAGAAAUGCCACCAAUCUAACCCAAAUUGUUUUUUAAAGUUACACCAGGGUACUGGCUGUAAGUGUAGCUCAUUUUGGUUUACGUUACUCUUGUUCCUAAUCCAUUUAAGUUUAUUCGUUAGAAGCCACUCUUAGAGCAUCCCCAUAGCCUUUUGCACAGGUUUAACUAAAUCGAAUUUAAAUUCCAUCUUUAAACCAACGCAGCUUUGUGUGUCACCAGAUUCGUAGCCAGGGAUGAGAUCUCAAAGGGGAUGUGGGCCGUAAAUAUUCCCUGAUGAGCAUAUUGAGCCCAGGAACUCCGGUGCAAAUGGGAUCAGUGUGACGAUGGCUUUUAGCAGGAUAGAUACUGUGCAAAUGACUGGGCUCAUGUUGUUUUAGCUUCUAGAAUUACCUCGAGCAAACAAAUGCUGCAGCUUCUCUGCUUCUGCAGUAGCAGUUGUGCCCUUGAGCUUGUAAUUGGUGGGAGAAACCCCAAGCAACAUGCUCCAUGCAUGGAAAUGUCCUCAGAAUUCCAAGUCGGUUCUUUUUAGGAUCGUGUUCCAAGUGGCAAUUAAAACAACCAACCACAAAAUUGAAAACUGCCUUUGUUAAUCAGUUUGUGUUUGAAUUUAAUUUCACCUGCAAGUAUCUGACAAGUUUUCUACACCAUGUAAUACCUGCUGUGUGUUUGUCAAAAGAUUCUCCUAAAUACCUACUUUUAGAUGGACAUAUAAUCUUUAUUCUAUUUGCUGCAUG
This is a messenger RNA of Gopherus evgoodei (Goodes thornscrub tortoise), 7614 nucleotides long. RefSeq names its product protein kinase C beta (gene PRKCB). Gene Ontology annotation, molecular function: ATP binding; diacylglycerol-dependent serine/threonine kinase activity; zinc ion binding. The transcript has 17 exons. The record is from RefSeq and is a predicted model, not a curated record. Gene Ontology annotation, biological process: protein phosphorylation. Lineage: Eukaryota; Metazoa; Chordata; Testudines; Testudinidae. Bases 7 to 2019 code for a protein of 670 amino acids.